Hyaena hyaena (striped hyena) is the source of this 982-nucleotide messenger RNA. RefSeq names its product proteasome assembly chaperone 3 (gene PSMG3). Gene Ontology annotation, biological process: proteasome assembly. The record is from RefSeq and is a predicted model, not a curated record. The transcript has 3 exons. Lineage: Eukaryota; Metazoa; Chordata; Mammalia; Carnivora; Hyaenidae. The coding region runs from base 255 to 623 and encodes 122 amino acids.
GCGGGCGGUCUGGCGGGCGGGACGGGUCGGCGGGAGCAGGGCAGACGCGGGCGGGCCUGAGGAGCGGCGGGGGCGCGGCCCCCUGCUCGAGCCCGGGCGCGCGCGCCCGCGGUGCUCGCUCCCGUGGCCGCGCUCCGGGAGCGGCGCGGGUCCUCACCCAGCGCCUGGGUCUGGUGCGCGCUGCCGCGCCGCCGCCUCCACCCUCCCACACGUGAGCCCAGUGAAGCCAGCAGUGCCCCGGAGGAGACCCCGCCAUGGAAGGCAAACCUCUGCUGGUGUCCAGACAGAGGACGGAAGUGGUGUGCGGGGUCCCCACCCAGGUGGUGUGCACAGCCUUCAGCAGUCACAUCCUGGUGCUGGUGACCCAGUUCGGCAAGAUGGGCACCCUGGUCUCCCUGGAACCCAGCGACGUCGCGGGUGACAUCGGCAAGCCGGUGCUCAGCACUAGAGUCCUUCUGGGGCAGGACGAGCCUCUCAUCCAUGUCUUUGCAAAGAACCUGGUGACGUUUGUGUCUCAAGAAGCCGGGAACAGAGCGGUGCUCCUGGCCAUGGCCAUGAAGGACAGGAGUGUGGAGGGGCUGAAGGCCCUGAAGGAGGUGAUCCAGGCAUGCCAGGUGUGGUGACCCUGCUUGCUCCUCGGCGCGGCCAAGGGGACACUCGGACACCCUCCUGAUUUGGAGGGUCAGCAGGAGGAACUGUGUGGCCUCCGUCCUGGGACCCAGAAGGAACUCGCACACCCAGGCCAACUCUUACUUGGUUGGGUCGCUAAGUCACCCGCAGCCCCAUCCGGUGGGGACAGAGCCAUGGAAUGUGUCCUGGGGGGGCAUGUGAAGGGUUCCCAGCAGGGUGAAAGUAGUUGUAUAUAAUCUAGAGUUGAAAGAUGAGUCAUCAGGUAUGAGUCCUGUCCUCCACGCAUGGUAGCAAAUGUUGGAAGUCAGUGGUUUUUAAUAAAAAUAAACGCCUGCCCUAAAUGGCUACACCA